Messenger RNA from Saimiri boliviensis boliviensis (Bolivian squirrel monkey), 1311 nucleotides. RefSeq names its product fibroblast growth factor 10 (gene FGF10). Gene Ontology annotation, molecular function: growth factor activity. The record is from RefSeq and is a predicted model, not a curated record. Lineage: Eukaryota; Metazoa; Chordata; Mammalia; Primates; Cebidae.
AGAAGGUGCCAGCCGCAGAGGGGUGCAGAUAUCUCCCCCUGCCCCUCACCCCACCUCCCUUGGGUUUUGUUCACCGUGCUGUCAUCUGUUUUUUCAGACCUUUUUGGCAUCUAACAUGAAGAAAGGAGUAAAGAAGAGAACAAAGUAACUCCUGGGGGAGCGAAGAGCGCUGGUGACCAACACCACGACCGUCACCACCAGCUCCUGCUGCUGCGGCCACCCACAUCCACCGUUCACUGGGAGACUCCAGAGGCUCAGGCAGCGGAUCCGAGAAAGGAACGAGGGGAGGCAGCCGGCUUUUCCGAGGAGUUAUGGAUGUUGGUGCAUUCACUUCUGGCCAGAUCCGCGCCCAGAGGGAGCUAACCAGCAGCCACCACCUCCAGCUCUCUCCUUGCUUUGCACCAGAUCUUACCCUUCCAGUAUGUUCCUUCUGAUGCGACAAUUUCCAGUGCCGAGAGUUUCAGUACAAUGUGGAAAUGGAUACUGACACAUUGUGCCUCAGCCUUUCCCCACCUGCCCGGCGGCUGCUGCUGCUGCUGCUUCUUGUUACUCUUCUUGGUGUCUUCCAUUCCUGUCACCUGCCAAGCCCUUGGUCAGGACAUGGUGUCACCAGAGGCCACCAACUCUUCUUCCUCCUCCUCCUCCUCUCCUUCCAGCGCGGGAAGGCAUGUGCGGAGCUACAAUCAUCUUCAAGGAGAUGUCCGCUGGAGAAAGCUGUUCUCUUUCACCAAGUACUUUCUCAAGAUCGAGAAGAACGGGAAGGUCAGCGGGACCAAGAAAGAGAACUGCCCGUACAGCAUCCUGGAGAUAACAUCAGUAGAAAUCGGAGUUGUUGCCGUGAAAGCCAUUAACAGCAACUAUUACUUAGCCAUGAACAAGAAGGGGAAACUCUAUGGCUCAAAAGAAUUUAACAAUGAUUGUAAGUUGAAGGAGAGGAUAGAGGAAAAUGGAUACAAUACCUACGCAUCCUUUAACUGGCAGCAUAAUGGGAGGCAAAUGUAUGUGGCAUUGAAUGGAAAAGGAGCUCCAAGGAGAGGACAGAAAACACGAAGGAAAAACACCUCUGCUCACUUUCUUCCAAUGGUGGUUCACUCAUAGAGGAAGGCAAUGUCUGUGGAUACAGUAGAACCAAUGGCUCUUUUGCCAGGAAUAGUGGAUAUUCUUCAUGAAGACAGUAGCUCGAAAGGCAAAGACACAUUGCAGAUGUCUGCUUGCUUAAAAGAAAGCCUGCCUUUGAAGAUUUUUUGUACUCACUGCUGACAUAUGAUGUUCUUUUAAUUAGUUCUGUGUCAUGUCUUAUAAUCAAGAUAU